AUGGCCGAAUCAGUUGCUGUCGGCGAAGAUGCAUGGCUUGCCCUCGUUGAUGAAGCCAGCAGAACUGCCGGCGAUCUUGAGCAGAGAAUAGGAGUUGUGGAGCAAUACAAGCGUGCGAUUGCGGCCGAACCUUGGUCGAAUAAGUUGUGGUUGGCUUACUGCGAAUGGUUCUGGUCUCUGUACACAGAUUGUCAGAAUGGCGAUGCAGGAUGGCCAGAAGAAGAGCAACAAGUCGGGCAAGAACUGUUCUCUCUAGGGGUAGCUCUGGAUGUUUGGCAUGAAGGCGCGCAAGCAACGCAAUACCGAUUGAACGACAGCCACGAGCUAUGGAACAGAUGGAUGUCGAUCGAGUUGGAACAGAUUUCGAAAGCUCCGAACCGCGAGAAGAUCGACCGCGCCCGGAACCUAUUCUUUGAUCGACUUCGGAUUCCACAUGCCACUUGGGAUGAGACCUCGCAGAUGCUCUCGACAUUUGUCACGAAAUUCGACGAGCCUGCCUGGGAGGCAACCAUGAUUGAGUCAACAAAGGCUGGACGGGUUGCAAAAGAAUUGUACAGCAAUCGCGAGCCGCACGAACUGAAGCUGCAGCGAGCUAUUGACACCGGACAUACAGAGAUCAUCAAGGCUGAAAUGAAUGCCUAUCUGACCUGGGAAUCUAAUCAAGCACUGUACAAACCUAAGAAGGGGGCCGCUGCUAGUCCACUGAUACUUUGCGCAGCAUUGUAUGAGCGAGCUCUCUCUUCAACCCCCCUAGGCUUGGAGCCCUCAAUUUGGGAAGACUAUAUCGUUUUUCUUACCAACCAUAAGGACGAGCCGGCUGACAAUCAACUCCCCGCUGUGCUCCCUGUUAUUCAGAGAGCCACAAAUCACUGCCCAUGGUCUGGUAAACUUUGGGCAAGGUACAUAUUAUCUGCGGAAGCUGAAUCUCUGCCAUUCUCUACAAUGGAACAAAUCAAGCAUGCCGCUACAAACACCAGAGAAUUGGAUCGUGAUGGUAUGGCCAGUGUCAUCGAAUUCUACAUUGCGUGGAGUGGAUAUUUGAAAAGACUUACCAUGAUUGCUGGGGCAACGGAUGAUGAUAUUGAUGUAGCAGAAAUGGGUCUACCAACUGCGCUGGAAGACGUUCGAGAAUGGGGUAAGAGACGACAUGGCAAGGAAUGGAAAGGAGACCCCCUGUUCCGUAUCGAACGUAUUUUCAUCCAGCAUCUGACCCAAAAAGGGGCCAUCGUUGAAGCUCGGGAAUGUUGGAAGCGGUUGGUUCAGACCCAUGCAGAUAGUUACGAGUUCUGGCAACAGUACUAUCUAUGGGAAAUGACUGUUAGAAAUCCUGUUGGACCACCGACACAUGCUACUGGGGUCUUGAUUCAAGCUGUCGGUCGGAAGACAUUGGACUGGCCGGAGAAGCUUAUGGAGAUUUACCUUCGGCAUUGCAACAACUAUGAAGAAGUUGGCGCUUUGCUCAAGGCUAUGAGCACCGUACAUCGAGUUACGAAAUUAGUUGCUACUAGGCGCGAGAGAGAAGCUGCCGAAGUUGCGGCGGCAUACGCUCAGCAGCAGCCAGCAGUACCGUCAGAGUUACCUGCUGAGGAUGAGUCCCCGUCAGGUGCUUCCAAGAGAAAACGCGAGUCUGCGUCGGAAGACCCUGAAGGUGGUGCCCAAAAAAAGCUGAAGGGUGUCGAUCGAGAGGCUGUUCGAGCACAGCAUGCAAAGCGUGAUCGAGAAAACACGACUAUCCUUGUCGCAAACCUACCUACUGAAGUUACCCAGACGAAAGUCAGGCAAUACUUCAAGGAGUAUGGGCACUUAAAUAACGUAACUCUGAAGACCGAGGCCGACAAGCAAUCUACCACGGCAUUGAUCGAGUUUCGAACGCCUGAGGAGGCGCAAUCCGCUCUGCUACGCGAUUCAAAGUAUUUCGGCGAGAAGCAACUCCAAGUUACUCCAGGUACGGGGCUGACAUUGUAUGUGACAAAUUACCCACCGAUUGCUGAUGACGCUUUUCUUCGACAUCUGUUCAAAGAUUGUGGUGAGAUAUUCAGUAUUCGCUGGCCAAGUCUUAAGCAUAAUACGCAUAGACGAUUCUGCUAUAUAUCGUUUCGGACUGCAGAAGGAGCGGCCGCCGCUACGAAACUCGAUGGUCAGUUGCUUGGAGGCAAAUACAAGCUAAGCGCGAAAUACUCCGACCCGGCCAACAAGAAGGACCGUGAAGGUGCUAUGGCAGAGGGACGUGAGAUUCACAUCACUGGUCUCGACCCAAGUAUAUCUGAAGAAGAAUUGGCGGAAGUGUUCUCGAAGUAUGGCAAAGUGGAGAAAGCUCGGAUCUUGACAACAAUGACUGGAGAUAGCAAGGGUGCGGCGUUUGUGGCCUUUGAAAAGAAGGAAGAAGCCAAUGCGGCUCUCGAACUUGAUAAGACGAAACUUAAGUCAAGAGUUCUCACGGUAGAAAUUUCUACAGGCAAGAACUUCAAGCCAACAGCGACGAUUAUCAAGGGAUCAUCUGCAUCUCCUGCCCCAGAUGGAGGGUCAGCUAUGUCGCCGUCCCCAGCCCCUGACACCCACAACAAUACUCAUGCUCAACAUGCACCUGGCCGAUCUGAACACUCCAAUCGUACGAUAACUCUGAUGAACAUACCGGACACAGUUAAUGUGGCUAGAGUCAACGCCAUCGUUGAACCUUAUGGCGAGCUUGUCAAGGUUGUCUUACGACCUGAUCAUCAAGGUGCCAUUAUCGAGUACAUCGAUGCUGCAUCCGCAGGCAAAGCUGCGUUGGCUCUAGAGAACCAUGAAAUUGCUCCAGGACGAAAAUUGCGAACUGGGGGAUUGAAAGAUCUCUUCGCAGAGAAGGAUGAAAUUAGGACUGAUCGGAUUCAGGUUGGGCAGGGAAAGAAGCCGGCAGCUGGAUUGAUGCAGCAGCCCAGUGCUCCAGUUAGAAGACCUGGUGCUGGUGGUCGUGGAGGAUUAGGACAGAAGAGAGGUCUGGGUUAUUCCGCCCCGAAGCCUGCGAAUUCUGCAGGUGCUGCUGAGAUUAAUGGCCAUGGACCAGGCGGUCCGGAGGAGAACAAGAAGCCAAAGAGCAAUGCGGAUUUCAAGGCAAUGUUUGUCAGUGGAGGAACACAAUAA
Messenger RNA from Cadophora gregata, 3120 nucleotides. RefSeq names its product Splicing factor (gene PRP24). Gene Ontology annotation, biological process: RNA processing. Gene Ontology annotation, molecular function: RNA binding; protein binding. The coding region runs from base 1 to 3120 and encodes 1039 amino acids. The transcript has a single exon. Lineage: Eukaryota; Fungi; Ascomycota; Leotiomycetes; Helotiales; Ploettnerulaceae. The record is from RefSeq and is a predicted model, not a curated record.